AAGAGAAAGAAAAUGGUGAAAAUGUGCCCUAAGGUUGUUAAAAUAUAGGAGCUCACGUCUAAGGUUUUAGGAGGAAAUUAGAAAUUACUCAUGUUGUGUAAGAAUGUAAACGUCUCAAGAAAUACUCAAAACGAUCAUUUUAUAUACAUAUGUAUUUUAAAUUACAACAUUCUGGCUACAUAUAAAGUUGUAAAAUAAACAUAUAGUCUCACUUUCACUCACUAACAGUUGGUUUCGCCUUUGGAAACUGGCUGUUUCCUGUGUGAGCCGGUUACAGCAGGAGGCGGCCUCUUAUCUGAAGCUGGAAAAUAUAAUAACAUUUCCACUUGUACGUUUGAUAACAUGAGAAACAAAACAACUAGUUUUGGCCAUGAGGCGACACCGCCUGAGGAAUCCCUGUUUGUAGUUGCGGGGAGGAAACUCACCAUAUAUGGGCAGUGACGUCAGCCCCACGUGCCUUGAGUUCGUGAGAGAUUCCAGACAACACUAUUUCCCGUAAAGUGCGGAGGGGCGUGGCAAACCAAUUCUCCGGCUUUAAGGGUUUACAACCUGACAAUUACUCCCAGACUUCCGAUUCUACAUGGAUGACUAGGAAGCGGGAGGUGCGGCUUGGACAACUUUCGGACGUUUUAACUCGAUUUAAUCAAAAGUCAAACACUUUUUCUUUUCCUUGCUCCCCUUCGGAUUGAACUCGUUUGGACUCUACCGACUUACGGCAAUACAGUGGGCUUGCCCCCAGUGUUUGAAUUAACCCACAAGACUCAUCCCGAAAGCUACGAUCUAAAGGUUAUAUAUACACACACAACCGAGGUUAGGUUCGGUUGCCGUUUCACAGAAAACCGGAGAGGAUGUAUCGAAACUUUGGGAGUCAAGGGAGAGGCAACCCGGCGUACGGAGGCAACUUGUCCGGGUCAAACUCCGCAUCACUGGGAAGCACCAGCACGUCCACCACGCAGCAGGAGCAGAAAUUUACAAUGGCAGGCAGCAGCCACUUUGUCCCAAGCCUGAAUGCCAUCACGACAAACCAGGACCUCCAGUGGCUGGUCCAGCCCUCACUCAUGCAUCCUCCAGGACCUUCGCGCUCACCGGUACCACCUUACCCAUCCAUUGUGGGGGCCGGGCCGAUGGGUCCGCCGCCUUCCCAGUCCCAUCUCAUCAGACCCGGGGUCAUAAGGGCAGCUGCUAAUACCCCACCGUCCACAAGGCGCAGGAAUGAUGAGCAGUUGUCACUUGAAGAAAUGGAAAGACGCAGGGUGAGAAGGGAAAGGAAUAAAAUGGCAGCAGCAAAAUGUCGCAAUCGCCGCCGUGAGCUGACUGACUCAUUGCAAAAUGAAACCGAUCAGCUGGAAGACGAGAAGUCACGUCUGCAGAAAGAAAUAGCUGAACUGCAGAAGGAGAAGGAGAAGCUCGAGUUGGUCCUGGAAGCCCACCGUCCCAUCUGCAAGAUAGACGACUCUGAUUCCGAUUCUGAUUCCACGCCUUCGCUUUCCUCUUUGGGAGCCAUCAAACUGGAACCAGAGGAAUCCAUCAUUCCAGGACCCUCCACGAAAAAGCCAGAGAAGCCCAAACCGAAGAUAAUAAUCCCGGCCAAACCAGUGGUGUCCACCGCAUCGGUCGUCGCCUCUGAGUCCGAGUCGCUCCACACACCGGUCCUCAUAUCGACGCCGUCCCUCCUGUCUUUCUCCGCCGGCAUGGUUUUCACAUAUCCAUCUUCCAUGUCAGAAGCAGCAGCGCCCGGCGCGUCCCACCAGGCCUUGCACCCUCCGGCCCAGCAGCCCUGCGGAGUCGCCCAUCGGCGCAGCAGCAGCGGCGACCAGUCGGAUCACUCCCUGCACUCGCCGACCAUUCUCACCCUGUGAUCACCCGGCGAAACACUACAGCUGGUUCCGGUUCCAGCCCAAACGCGGGAUCUCUGAGAAACGCUGAUGGAAACAAGGACGAUGACUGUUUUAGGCAUUUCAAGACUAUCAGCUGCUUCGUUAUUUAAUCUCUGAUCUCAGCUGAUAAGGCCUCGGGCACACGUAGCCGGGUUUUUAUAAAAACGAAUAUCUCCCCUACACCGAUUGUAAAACACAAAUAUCGCACACGGAACUGGAUCUCUCGAUCAGUUCCAGAAAAAUUUCAAUCACAUGAACCCAAACAAAUAUACAACAGUACGAAGGAGUAUCAGGGCCACACCAAGACUAAGUCUGUUACUACAACUUUACUCUCUAUAAUAAGAUUUUAUCCUUUUAAUUUUAUGACUUUAUUCUCGUAAUUUAAACUUUUUUUUUCUUAUCCUGGCUCUAACAUUCGUCGUACAAAUACACUCUUAAGCUUGUUUUAAACAUGCCAAACCCAUAGGGUGCAGUGUAGCUCAAAGCUAAAGUCCAUGUCAGCUAAUCAGGUUGCUUCAAAACAACCACGACUUCCUGUUAGGAUUUAAACAUAGCGCCAAGAGGUUCAUUUGUGUGGAUAUAAUUUUAACUACUUUGAAACAGUGUAUAUUUAUUUUAUAUAAAUAUACAUGAUAAAAUACAGGCCAAUGUUGAUUGGGAAUCAUGUCAAACCAGGUUUGUGGAUAUAUUGCUGCAUUAUUUCCUCAAAUCUCCACUCUGGUUGGCUGAAAGGCCAAAAUGUCUAAAAAUGUUUUGGUUUUCCCAGAUAUCCGGCUACAUGUGAACUGGACCUUGGAUGGCAUGAAAAUCUGUGGCAUUAUCAGAAUUUGAAUGUUACACUCUUAGUUUUUUUUUACAUAAAGUUGAUAUAUUCUCUACUUUUUUAAGCUAUAAGAUGAAAUGAAUGUUUUUUUUUAUUGGGGAAAAACUGCAUGCACUAUGUAUAAAAGAAAAUAUACUCUAACAGAAAAAACUCAGGCUCUCUAAAAGAAUAACAUGAGAACUGAGUUAAUGCAAGAAUAAUAACUAUAUUUUUAUCUUUUUUUUACUUUGUGGAAGUUGUUAAUGACCAAUGGUGUGCUCAUAACUACCAGCCUUACUGUGCGUGUGGAUCCUUUUAGACUACAGAUAUUUAUACAGUUUAUUGACAACUAAGGCUGGACCGUAGGAGUUGAUAUAGAAUAGAUUAUAUAAUCAUCUAUUUAUUAGAGUUUUUAGAGUGUAAUAUAUUUUUGGUAAUGUUUAGAUUUUCCUGUUUUGGUGGGCAGUGCCUUAUUGUUAUUUUUAUAUUCAGACUUGUACGAAGUCACAGAGAAUAAAGAAGAAAAGUCUGCAUGAAAAAUUGUGUGAUUUUGUUUAGUUUGAUUAUAAUGCAGAUAUUAAUGACAGAGUGAUAUGGAUGCAAAGUUUCAUCAAAAUAGUUUGUGGUAUUUACUGUGAUUUUUUUUUUUAUUACUACACAAAAUUCAACGCAGCUAAAGUCUUCUGUCAUCAGAUUAGUUGCAGCACUGACUGCUAUCGGAGAUCCUUCCUAUCCAAAGCAUCACCAUCUGCAGACGACUCUUUAAAGAUAUGAUGAGUUACGACAUUUAACUUCCACUUGGGAUGAUGAGAAAAAAGUGUUUCCGUUGCAGUUUUGCGAAAUAAAACGAUUUCUAUACAGCUACAAAAACAUCAUUCUAGAGCCAAAUCUUUUGAUCACAAAAUGAGUUUUGAUGAAAUUUUAAGUGAAUUUAUUUUCAAAAUGUGGAAUUAUGCAGCUAGUUUUAGCACAAGAGUUACUUUGUGAUACUUUCCAGCUCCAGUGUGUAUAAAAAAAUUAAAAUUUAGUAAAAUGAGCAGCAAUGUGUCAGUUUAGUUCUAAAAAUCAAGUAUGAUCAUUCGAUGCAAGUCAACUGCAACUACUUGCAUAGAAUUUAAACAGUAUUUAUCAGUCUGGCAGCUGAUUUUUUUUUAAUUACAUUUGCUUUUUUUGCUGUAUUUUAACUUCACAUAGUUCGGGUCUUAAUAAGUCAAAAUGCACUGAUUGUGGAAAUACUUUCCAGAAUAGUGGCAGACAAUUUAGCUAAUGAGAACGAUCAAUUCUGGCAUUGAUUAGGUAAAUGCAUUUAGACUUUUGCUGAUGGCCGUUUCCUGACCCCGAACUCUCAUUUCUCAAAAACUGAAGCCAGAGUCUUGCUUAUUCAUCAACAUCUUUGAUCGGAGCUGCAAAAUGAGAUUAGGGAGGCAGAGUCAGACCGAAAGCUCCAGAGUGGAAGGAGAAAAUAAAUAUAAAAAUCAGUGUUUGUGCCGCUGUAGAAUGACGUGUGUGGAUCACUAAGAGGGCACAAGCAUCAACAGCCCUCUUGAGCCAAACCGAGAUCCAAAAAUAAAACCGAUGAACAUUCAUGAACUGUUCCUGCGUGACAAACAGGGCGCAUCAAUCAAGUGAGGAGCAGAAAUCAAUCACCUAUUCUGUGUCGUGAACAUGUAAACAUGAGUUCAAACUCAGAAGAAAAGGUCAGAACAGCAGAGGGAGUCAAUAUCGACUGUAUUUAAAGCUCUUCAGUGCACUACGAGCAUAGCCCACCAAUAAACAACUGACGACAAAAUAAAUCUUCUCUAAUCCAUGUGCAUCUAUCUACGGUUUAAACCCAAAAA
Molecule: messenger RNA, 4517 nt
Organism: Poecilia reticulata (guppy)
Lineage: Eukaryota; Metazoa; Chordata; Actinopteri; Cyprinodontiformes; Poeciliidae
Gene: fosl1a
Product: FOS like 1, AP-1 transcription factor subunit a
Biological process (GO): regulation of transcription by RNA polymerase II
Cellular component (GO): nucleus
Molecular function (GO): RNA polymerase II cis-regulatory region sequence-specific DNA binding; DNA-binding transcription factor activity, RNA polymerase II-specific
Source: RefSeq, a predicted model, not a curated record